UUCUUUUUCUCAUUUCUAUUUCUAUCUCUGUACAUCAUCCCAUAAUUCAUCGCUAUCUCUCUCUCUCUCUCUCUCUCUCUCCCAACAAAACCAUACCAUACAUCAUAACGCAUAGCCACAGCUUUUCUCUGUCUCUGUAAUAUUUCAAAUCUCAUAAAGAAAUUCCACCUUCUCUAUAAAGUUAUAUGAGAGAGAAACCCACAUACAGCAAUCAAUAAUUCACUUUUCUUUUUAUUUUUUUAUCAUCUCCUUCACUCUUUAUCGCCAGCUCUGCUACCUCGUCCUUUCUCAUUGCUCUCUCUCUUCUCCCCACAUAAACCGUAUCAUCAUCACCAUAAACACGUUGACACGCACACAGACAUACAGAGAGAUAGAUUUCCGGCAGGCUCUUGUACUUUCCAGAUAGCAGAAAGCAGAUAGCUGGAGUUUUUAAACAUUACUUUGACUUUUCAGUAGAAUCAGUUUUAAGGAGUAUUUCAUACAAUGUCUAGCUCUACAAAAGCUUUGGAUCCUGCAUUUCAGGGAGUUGGCCAGAGACCAGGGACUGAAAUUUGGCGAAUUGAGAAUUUUCAGCCAGUUCCACUACCGAAAUCUGAUUAUGGAAAAUUCUACAUGGGAGAUUCUUACAUUGUCUUACAGACAUCGCCUGGCAAGGGGGGCGCUUAUCUGUUUGACAUACACUUCUGGAUUGGAAAAGAUACGAGUCAGGAUGAAGCUGGAACAGCAGCUAUCAAAACUGUCGAACUUGAUGCUGCUCUUGGAGGGCGCGCUGUUCAGCACAGAGAACUACAAGGCCAUGAGUCUGACAAAUUUUUGUCUUAUUUCAAACCAUGUAUCAUACCAUUAGAGGGUGGUGUUGCAUCUGGUUUCAGAACACCUGAGGAAGAAGUAUUUGAAACACGGUUAUAUGUGUGUAAGGGAAAACGUGUUGUGAGAAUGAAGCAGGUUCCCUUUGCCCGGUCUUCACUGAAUCAUGAUGAUGUGUUUAUCUUGGACACUGAGAAGAAGAUCUAUCAAUUCAAUGGUGCAAAUUCUAAUAUCCAGGAAAGAGCCAAGGCUUUGGAAGUAAUUCAAUUUUUGAAGGAAAAGUAUCAUGAUGGGGUGUGUGAUGUUGCAAUUGUUGAUGAUGGGAAGUUAGAUACUGAGUCAGACUCAGGUGAAUUCUGGGUUCUUUUUGGUGGUUUUGCUCCAAUUGGCAAAAAAGUUCUCAGUGACGAUGAUAUUGUCCCAGAGGCCACCCCUGCUAAACUAUAUAGUAUCACCAACGGUGAGAUAAAGGCCGUAGAAGGUGAAUUGUCCAAAGGCAUGUUAGAAAAUAACAAAUGCUAUCUACUGGAUUGUGGCGCUGAAAUAUUUGUUUGGGUUGGUCGUGUAACACAAGUGGAUGAGAGAAAAGCUGCCAGCCAGGCCGCUGAGGAAUUUGUUAAAAGUCAAGGCAGGCCAAAAGCUACUCGUAUAACUCGAGUUAUUCAAGGUUAUGAGACACAUUCUUUCAAAUCAAACUUUGGUUCCUGGCCGGCUGGAUCAGCAGCUCCUGGCGCUGAAGAGGGUAGAGGAAAAGUAGCAGCUUUGCUGAAGCAACAAGGUGUUGGUGUCAAGGGUGCCAGCAAAAGUACUCCUGUUAAUGAGGAAGUACCACCUUUGCUUGAAGGAGGUGGAAAGAUGGAGGUGUGGUGCAUCAAUGGUAGUGCUAAGACUCCAUUGCCCAAGGAGGAUAUUGGUAAAUUUUAUAGUGGGGAUUGCUAUAUCAUACUUUAUACCUACCACUCAGGUGAUAGGAAAGAAGAUUACCUUUUGUGCUGUUGGUUUGGAAAGGAUAGCAUAGAGGAGGACCAAAAAAUGGCUGUUCGGUUGGCCAGUACAAUGUCAAACUCACUAAAGGGCAGACCUGUUCAGGGUCGCAUUUUUCAAGGUAAGGAGCCACCACAGUUUAUUGCACUUUUCCAGCCAAUGGUACUCCUCAAGGGUGGUUUGAGUUCUGGAUACAAGAAACAUAUAGAAGAUAAAGGAUUGACGGAUGGAACUUAUACAACAGAUUGUGUCGCACUCUUUCGGAUAUCAGGGACUUCCCCUCAUAAAAAUAAGAUAGAACAAGUUGAUGCGGUGGCAACAUCAUUGAAUUCUACACAGUGUUUCCUUCUACAAUCUGGCUCUUCAAUUUUCUUGUGGAAUGGGAAUCAAAGUACUUUUGAGCAGCAGCAAUUAGCCACUAAAGUUGCUGAAUUUUUGAAGCCUGGAGUUACUUUAAAACAUGCCAAAGAAGGAACUGAAAGCUCCGCAUUCUGGUUUCCACUUGGAGGCAAACAAAGUUACACCAGCAAAAAAGCUUCUGCAGAAAUUGCAAGAGAUCCCCACUUGUUCACCUUCUCUUUCAAUAAAGGAAAAUUUCAGGUUGAGGAAGUUUACAACUUUUCUCAAGAUGAUUUGUUGACUGAGGACAUUUUGAUUCUUGAUACACAUGCUGAAGUAUUUGUUUGGAUCGGUCAAUCUGUUGAUCCGAAAGAAAAGCAAAAUGCCUUUGAUAUUGGCCAGAAAUACAUAGAAAUGGCUGCAUCUCUUGACGGUUUGUCUCCAAAUGUGCCACUGUACAAAGUUACUGAAGGAAAUGAACCAUCAUUCUUCACUACAUACUUUUCGUGGGAUACCUCAAAAGCCAUGGCUGCAGGGAACUCAUUCCAAAAGAAGGUAGCAUUACUCUUUGGUGUAGGACAUCAUGCUGCAGAGGAAAAGUCUAAUGGAAAUCAAGGGGGACCAACACAAAGAGCUUCUGCUUUAGCUGCAUUAUCUUCUGCAUUUAAACCAUCUUCUGGAAAGUCAUCCCCUUCAGCUCAGGAUAGGUCCAAUGGGUCAGGAGGACCAACACAGAGAGCUUCAGCUUUAGCUGCCUUGAAUUCUGCAUUUAGUUCAUCCUCUGGAAGCAAAACUACUGCUUCGAGGCCAAGUGGACCUAGUCAGGGAUCACAAAGAGCUGCAGCUGUAGCUGCUCUAUCGCAAGUUCUUACUGCUGAAAAGAAGAAAACACCUGAAACCUCUCCAUCACGCAGUCCUCCUCCUGAAUCUACUGAAGGAAAGAGUGAAAAUUCACUUUCUGAAGUGGAGGGUUCUGAAGAAGCUGCAGAAGGUAAGGAAACAGAGGAAGUUGCUUCUGUGUCUGAAAGUGUUGGGGAAGAUUCAGAGUCAAAACAAGACACUGAGCAGGAUGAAACUACUUAUGGAGGCACUGAUGCUGAUAAUACAUUCAGUUACGAUCAACUGAAGGCUCAUUCUGAAAAUCCUGUAACUGGGAUUGAUUUUAAGCGGAGAGAGGCCUACCUGUCAGCAGAGGAUUUUGAGAAUAUAUUUGGAAUGCCGAAAGCAGAAUUCUAUAAAUUGCCAAAAUGGAAGCAGGAUAUUCAGAAGAAGAAAGUUGAUUUAUUUUAGCUUAUCACAUCCACCAGAAGGAAUGGUUUCUCUGACUUACACUGCCUCAUUCUUUAUGGUGAUCUUCACUGCUCUGUCGGAAAUUUGUGGUUUCUACUCCUUGCCUGGC
Molecule: messenger RNA, 3529 nt
Organism: Jatropha curcas
Lineage: Eukaryota; Viridiplantae; Streptophyta; Magnoliopsida; Malpighiales; Euphorbiaceae
Product: villin-3
Biological process (GO): actin filament severing; cytoskeleton organization
Molecular function (GO): actin filament binding
Source: RefSeq, a predicted model, not a curated record